UGAUUUUCUUAAGGACAUCAAAAGCCACCUGUGAGAUGCUCACUUAAGCGAACGACUGCGGUCGGGAGAGAGAAGUGAGAAUCAUGUCAUCGUUCAACGGCUCUUUCGGUGACGAGUCGCCACUCAACUACUCCACUCGCCCCUUCGCCGGCGAUGGAUACAUCGGUUAUGAUUCUCGCAUACCUUCCUCUCGAUUCGAAUCCUUCAGCAACUUCGAUAACGACUCGCUCAAGGACUCCGCCGGAGACUCGUCACCGAUCUUCACCUCCCAGGCAUAUAGCGCCGGCGAUGACAUGUUCUCCUCUCAGCCAGUGAGUGAGAGUCUGUCAUCGAUCUAUUCUGGUGGUGGUGCAGGAUUCCCGACGUUCCCUCUGGAGCAGAACGGCCAGGGAUUUAACGGAGGUUUUGGCGUAUCUAACGGUCCGAUCUUGCCACCUCCAGCAGAGAUGAAGCCAGAGGAUGGUUUUGCAUUGAGAGAGUGGCGAAGGCAGAAUGCGAUUAGGCUUGAAGAGAAGGAGAAGAAGGAGAAAGAGAUUUUGCAGCAGAUAAUAGAGGAGGCAGAAGAGUAUAAGAGAGAAUUUUACAGAAAGCGCCAAUUGAAUGUUGAGAAGAAGAAGGCGUCUAAUAGGGAGAAGGAGAAGCUGUUUUUGGCAAACCAAGAAAUUUUCCAUACUGAAGCUGAGAAGAAUUACUGGAAGGCAAUUGCAGAGCUCAUUCCUCAUGAAGUGCCAGCCAUAGAGAAAAGAGGAAAGAAAGAUCAAGAGAAGAAGAAACCAUCCAUCGUCGUGAUCCAGGGGCCGAAGCCUGGAAAGCCAACUGAUUUGUCAAGGAUGCGUCAAAUACUUGUGAAGCUUAAACAUAAUCCCCCUCCUCACAUGAAUCCCAAACCACCACCAUCAGCAGAAUCAAGUAAAGUUGCUAAGGCUGCACCGCCUGCUGCCACAACUACUCCAAAUGCAACUUCCACUAAGGCUGCAGCAACACCUGAGGCGGUAGCAGCUGCUUGAGAACCAAAACUGCUUAGUGUUGAAUAUGUAUGUGAAUGUAUGUAACUGUGAUUUUAAAGAGUCAAGUCUGACAUUGAACAAUACAACAUGGGAACCUGGCAUAUGAUUGAGCAUGUUAGGCAUCAAGCAGUUGUUGUGUGGAAAGAUUGUGUGAUUGGGAAAAUUUCUCUGCAGAAAGCUGGUAAAUGAUUGAGCAUGUUGUGAGUAUUUUGUUUGCUUUUAGUUUUGAUGGGCUGUUAUGCGUGAA
This is a messenger RNA of Manihot esculenta (cassava), 1254 nucleotides long. RefSeq names its product clathrin light chain 2. The coding region runs from base 84 to 1007 and encodes 307 amino acids. Gene Ontology annotation, molecular function: clathrin heavy chain binding; structural molecule activity. Gene Ontology annotation, biological process: intracellular protein transport; clathrin coat assembly; clathrin-dependent endocytosis. Gene Ontology annotation, cellular component: clathrin coat of coated pit; plasma membrane; clathrin coat of trans-Golgi network vesicle. NCBI's taxonomy places the organism in Eukaryota, Viridiplantae, Streptophyta, Magnoliopsida, Malpighiales, Euphorbiaceae. The transcript is spliced from 3 exons. The record is from RefSeq and is a predicted model, not a curated record.